GCUCGCGCGCCCUGCCCGGCUCCCCCGUGAUCCCCGGCCCGCGCGCCCUGCCCGGCUCCCCCGUGCUCCCCGGCUCGCGCGCCCUGCCCGGCUCCCCCGUGAUCCCCGGCCCGUGCGCCCUGCCCGGCUCCCUGCCCAGCUCCCCGGCCCGUGCUCCCAGACCCGUGCGCCCUGCCCGGCUCCCCUGUGCGCCCUGCCAGGCUGCCCCGCGCGCCCUGCUCAGUUCCCCGGCCCGUGCGCCCUGCCAGGCUCCUCCGCGCUCGCUGUCCAGCUCCCCGGCUCGUGCUCCCUGCCCGGUUCUUCGUGCUCCCUGCCCGGCUCCCCCGCGCUUCCCGGCUCGUGCCCCCCGCCCGGCUCCCCCGCGCGCCCUGCUCGCCUCCCCAGCGCGCCCCGGCCCGCGCCCGCCGCCGACAUGCCGCGCCCGCUGCUGCUCGCCGCGCUCUGCCUGCUGGCCGCGGCCCGGGGCUGCCAGCUGCCGUCCGAGUGGAGACCGCUGAGCGAGGGCUGCCGCGCCGAGCUGGCGGAGAUCAUCGUGUACGCCAAGGUGCUGGCGCUGCACCCCGAGGACCACGGCCUCUCCAACUCCCUGCCCUGGCAGCUCGGGGCCAGCCAGGCCGGCCUCCUUUACGCGGCCGAAGUGGAGCUGCUGUGCGACCAGGCGUGGGGCAGCAUGCUCGAGGUGCCCGCCGGCUCCCGCCUCAACCUCACGGGCCUCGGCUACUUCUCGUGCCACUCGCACACCGUGGUGCCCGACGCCGCCUACUUCUUCUUCCUCAGGAUGGAUGAAAAUUAUAACCUCUUGCCUCACGGUGUCAAUUUCCAAGAUGCCAUUUUCCCCGACACUCAAGAGAACAGAAGGAUGUUUUCCAGCCUUUUCCAGUUCUCCAACUGUUCCCAAGGGCAGCAGCUGGCACCCUUCUCCAGUGACUGGGAGACCCAGGAGGACACCAGGCUCCUGUGCGCGUCGGUGCAGAAGGCCCUGCUGGACGAGGAGGAGCACGUGCGGACGCUGCAGCGCCAGGUGGCCGCGCUGGAGGAGCGCAACCGGCAGCUGCGCGAGCGCGUGCACAGGGCGAAGCGCGCGCUGCGCCGGGCCCGCAAGCACGGCCGCCACGCGGCGCUGCUGAGCCAGAAGCUGCGGGAGAAGCUGGCGGCCGCGCGCGCCCCCUACCUGCGGGGCUAGGCACGGCCGCCGCCCGCACCCGGGAGGGCCCUGAUGGGGAGCACGUCAGGGGGGCGCAGCUGCCUGCUCCCAGGACGGCAGUGCCCCUUCUGCUCCAGCACCGGUGGUCUCCAGCAAGUCCCGCACUCCCGGCCCCAGCUUGGCCCCCGCCCGGCGGGACAGGCCCCGGGUGCCCGGGUGCCCAGUGCCCGUCAGGAAGCCUCUCCCGCCAGCCUUCCCCGCGGCAGGGCAGAGUGCACGUGGCUCCUCCGGGUGGCGGGCACAGGCCAUUGAACUAGACGCCUGGGGUGCGAGCUGGACCACCUGUGGCUUCCUGCCUUUCCAAUCCUGCACCCACUGGCCCUCGGGGCUGGGCCGUGUGCAGAGACACCUCCUUACCCUCUGGCACAGGGACCUGACUUCCUGCCCAUCGGGCGUUUCUGUCUCUGCGCCUUAUGCAAACGCUUCCCACCACCUCCACACAACCAAAGGCCGGGAAAGGAACCCCGGGCACAUUCCUGCUGCCCGCAGACCUCCACCCUGGGGGUCCCGAGAGCCUCCCUCCCGCUGGCCGGUGGCAGCUGGCCGUCACACUGCAGUGCCGUGCCCAGUCACAAAGCCUCAUCCCGGCACCGCACAAGUCCCACCCCGGAGGGCCAGAGUGACGACUCCCGAGGGCACGUGCUCCCAGGCUCCUGCCACCCUCCCUCGCCCGUUCUGCCCUCGACAGCUCACUUGCACACUCGCCAGCUGCUGCUCCCGACAGCCCGCUCUUGCCCCAGCAGGAGCCCAGCCACUGAGUCCGGGACGCUCGGCACAGACGCCUCUGUCCCAGCUCUCCAAUAAACAC
Molecule: messenger RNA, 2012 nt
Organism: Sorex araneus (European shrew)
Lineage: Eukaryota; Metazoa; Chordata; Mammalia; Eulipotyphla; Soricidae
Gene: CCDC3
Product: coiled-coil domain containing 3
Exons: 3
Coding region: 413-1183 (256 amino acids)
Biological process (GO): negative regulation of gene expression
Cellular component (GO): extracellular region
Source: RefSeq, a predicted model, not a curated record